Messenger RNA from Lytechinus variegatus (green sea urchin), 2660 nucleotides. RefSeq names its product cholinesterase 1-like. The record is from RefSeq and is a predicted model, not a curated record. The transcript is spliced from 10 exons. The coding region runs from base 357 to 2174 and encodes 605 amino acids. NCBI's taxonomy places the organism in Eukaryota, Metazoa, Echinodermata, Echinoidea, Temnopleuroida, Toxopneustidae.
AGACUAGGUGAGACAAGAAAUAAAAGAAAGACAGAAAACAAACCAGAUAGUUUGAAGAUAACAAUAACUCACAUCGUGAUCGAACAAUCAGUGUAUGAUCUGAAUUACGUAACUGGCAAACAAAACUUAAUCAAAAAACCUUAAUCAAAUACUGGACGCACAUUGAAACUGGUAUAUCUUAUAACUUAUACCAAAUAUAAAUCUUGCAUGUCUCUCUUCAUCAGUUUAAGUUCAUACACCCAGUAGGAAUCUGCCUCUUCUGUAACUCUUCUGAAUUAUGGAAAAUGAUUAUUAUUUUUAGGUGACACGAGCACAGUAGCGUAACUACCCAACAAAAUAAUCUUAAUUUAAGGAAGAUGAAGUGCUUACCUAUUUCACUGACGGUUUUCGUCUGUGCGAUCCUCUGCGUAUCUGGUCAAAGCCCUAGCCCUAGAGUGACAGUAGCAGAAGGUGAUCUUGUAGGGAAGACUGUUCAGUUCAGUGAGGAUCGGUACAUCAACGUAACCAAAGAUGUCGAUGUGUUUCUGGGUAUUCCAUACGCAAGUCCUCCGACGAGGUUUGCUCCUCCGGAGCCCAUGACGACUUGGGUAGGUGACAGAAAUGCCACGGAGUUCACACCUGCCUGCCAGCAAGCUCCUUCACCAGUGAACUUCCCGGUUUUGUCGGAGGAUUGUCUGUACCUGAACGUCUACACUCCAAGCCCAAAGCCAUCUGGUAUACCCGUCCUUGUGUGGAUACACGGAGGGAGGUUUUCAGCUGGGACAGCAAUGACUUAUGACUUCUACGGAGUUCCUCUUGUAGCCGUCGGUGACGUCAUAGUGGUAACAUUCAACUACCGCUUGGCAAUCUUUGCACAGUUUUCAACUGAGGAUGCUGAAUCUCCUGGCAAUUACGGGAUGUUGGAUCAAGUUGCUGCAUUAAAGUGGAUUUACAACAACAUCGAAGCUUUUGGUGGUGAUAAGGACCAAAUAACUAUCUUUGGAGGAAGCGCGGGAUCAGCGAGUGUCAAUUUUCAUCUUCUUUCAGAACAAAGUAGAGGCCUCUUUAACCAGGCAAUUCUUCAGAGUGGGACAACAUUGUGUCCUUGGGCUUUCAGGCACGAUCCAGCUAGCGAAGUUGAAAAAGCACAGCAACUUGGAAGAGAGAUGGGUUGUGAAGAUGUCUCCACUACCUCUGCUUUGGUUUCUUGUCUAAGAGACAUAGAAGACCCGGUGGCCCUGAGCACAGCCGCAGAUAAGGUUUAUGCAGCGUUUUAUCCCGUCACUAUGGAUGGAACUUUCUUGGAAGAGACACCGACCAAACACUAUGAGAUGGGCAAUUUCGUCAACUUACCCAUGAUGAUAGGUUUCAACAGAGACGAGGGAACCUUGAGGCCAUUCCUCUUCUAUCCACAGUACAUCGGAAGUCCUACACCACCAGAAAUCAACAGAACAACCUUCGAGUACAUCAUCAAGGCUACCAUGAUCAACAAUGGUAGAGAUGAUGAGAUCGUACACGACGCCGUAUUGCAGGAAUAUAUUGAUUGGACAAUUGCUGACGAUCCAGAAAGUGAUUACUUCCAGUCAUGGGUGAAGUUUGGCACCGAUUCAGAAUUUGCCUGUCCUUCUGAUUUUGUCAUGAGAAAACACCAAGAAGCUGGUUCGACUGUUCACAAAUAUUUCAUGACGCAUGCACCAUCCAAGAGUUCAUUCAUGCAUGGAGACAUAUAUCCGAACACACCUUGGUUAGGCGCUGGGCACGCAGAAGAUUUGACAUUUGUGUGGGGCCACCCUUUCAUCGAUGAACUUUAUAACAUCCGCGGACAUAAUAUGACAGACGAAGAAAACGCCCUGUCCGUCAAGUUCAUGCAAUUUUGGACUAACUUUGCCAAAUCAGGUGAUCCCAGCAAGUCAAGCAUUGAUGGAGAAGCAGGAGUAGGAGUCGAUUCAUGGCCCUUGUACACGAUCCCCGAGCUCAAACACAAGGAACUCUCUCUAGAACUGGGCGAAGGCAGAGCUGUGUUGGCGAGACAGUGCCAUUUCUGGAACGAAUAUUUACCCGAUCUGGAGGCAUUUGCAAACACUAUUGACGAGGAUGAGAGAGAAUGGCGGGAGAGCUAUGAUGAUUGGAAGGAUGAAAUGACCGACUGGCAGCAGGCCUUUGAAGAAUACAAACAGCUACCAACGUGCAAUUAAACGACAAUCAUAUUCCAUCAAUUUGAAAAUGGAUAGGAAUUGAGAUUUGUAAAAUAGUUGUGUUUUCAGAUUCAUUUACUACAAAUGAUGAUGUAUUCUGAUUUAUUUUUAUGCAAAAUAAUGUAUUUUUUUUAUUUACUUUGAAAAACACAAACGACCCACGCGUUGAAAGGUAAAAUUCAAUUUACAGUACAGUGUAAUUCUCGAACAAAAGAUUAAGUUAUUUUAAUUAGUAUAAUGGAACAAGGUUGGCUGAUUUAAAUCGUGAUUUAAAUCACCAUGAUUUAAAAAAAAUAAUUGACUUAAAUCACUUCCAUUGAAUGUGUACAAAUGAUUGAUGAUUAUUUGUGUUGUGUUCUUUUACUCAAAUGAAGAAGAUUAAUAUCUACUCAGAGCUGUUGAAAUCAAGUCAAUAAAAUCAAAAUAAUCUUGCUAAGCCAAAAAUAUACAUGUAGUCUACAUAACACAAACAUACACACCCCUACU